Messenger RNA from Ixodes scapularis (black-legged tick), 649 nucleotides. RefSeq names its product cuticle protein 16.8-like. Gene Ontology annotation, molecular function: structural constituent of chitin-based larval cuticle. Gene Ontology annotation, cellular component: chitin-based extracellular matrix. The transcript has 3 exons. The record is from RefSeq and is a predicted model, not a curated record. The coding region runs from base 134 to 607 and encodes 157 amino acids. NCBI's taxonomy places the organism in Eukaryota, Metazoa, Arthropoda, Arachnida, Ixodida, Ixodidae.
ACGAUUGACUUGUUAAAGGAAUCCUUGUCCACCCAUUAACGCAAUCGAAGUAGUAUAAAAGCGCCUUUAGAAGAGAUUCACGACCAGGUUCUUUCUGUGUCUAACCAGAGGAUUAUCUCUCUCAUCCCUCAUCAUGUUGUCCAAGGUCCUUCUUUGCUGCCUUUUCGCCUAUGCGGCUGCCGCAGUGGUUGAAGAAUACCCUCCCCAGCCAUACAGCUUCGCCUACGACAACACCGAUGAGUUUGGCACCCGCAUCGCCCACGAGGAGAGCGCCGACGCCAACAACGCCAGAGUGGGAUCCUACAGCUACACCGAUGCCGCCGGAACCGCCCGCACCGUGAAGUACACCGCCGACGCCAGCGGCUUCCACGCCACCGUCGAGACCAACGAGCCAGGCACCAAGAGCUCAAACCCCGCUGACGUUCAGGUCGCCUCCUCUGCUGUCGAGGGCCCAGCCCCGGUCGUCGUGAAGGCCGUUCAGCCUACCCCAGACACCGUCCACGCCGUUCACGCUGCUCCAGUUGUUCACGCCAUCCACGCUGCUCCAGUGGUUCACGCCAUUUCCCACGCACCCAUCUCCUCCUUCGGACAAGCUAAGAGUGCCUAAAUAUAGGUUUAAGUUAAAAUAAACCUCACUGUGACAUCUUUA